This is a messenger RNA of Hemiscyllium ocellatum (epaulette shark), 1960 nucleotides long. Its product is annotated as P2Y purinoceptor 12-like. Lineage: Eukaryota; Metazoa; Chordata; Chondrichthyes; Orectolobiformes; Hemiscylliidae. Gene Ontology annotation, molecular function: G protein-coupled purinergic nucleotide receptor activity. The transcript has 2 exons. Gene Ontology annotation, cellular component: membrane. Gene Ontology annotation, biological process: G protein-coupled receptor signaling pathway. The record is from RefSeq and is a predicted model, not a curated record. The coding region runs from base 277 to 1284 and encodes 335 amino acids.
UACAGGAACUGUGGAUCACAGAAGCAAGGUGCACUGUUUUAUAGCUGUGUGUCAGACACAUACUGUUUGUGUGGCGCUCCGCUGAGAAUGUGGGAUCUGUGAUGGGAAUAGAAGAUACAUUGCCUUCUAUGACUUCACCUGAAUGCUCAUAUACAGCAGAAGCAUUAACAUUGUGAAACACAAAAGGAAGGAGAAACGCACUGGGAACGAUUUCACUGGAUGCUACUGCAACAAAAUCACAGAUUAAUUCAGUAACUUUCUCUGUCAACAAUUUCCAUGGCUACCUCUACAGAAAUCUCCACAACCAUGAGUGGAACAAACUAUCUGAGCACGACAAACCAUCACAGUAACAAUUGUAACACUAUCUCUCAGGGCUUCACAGUAUUUAUUGUUACUGCCUACACCGUAAUAUGUAUUACUGGAUUCAUUCUCAACAGCCUAGCAUUUUGGGUGUACUUUUGUCACAUCUCCAGCAGCAAUUCCAUUAUAGUCUAUUUGAAGAACCUGGUCAUAGCGGAUUUCCUCCUGGUCCUCUCCCUACCAAUAAAAAUCCUCAGAGAUAGUGAAUUCAUCCACAGUGGACACCUGAACACUGUUUACUGCAAUUUUGUGGCAUGCAUCUUCUAUUUGAACAUCUACUCCAGUAUUUGUUUUCUUGGAUACAUUGCAGCCAUCAGGUACCUGAAAAUCGUCAGGCCGCUCAAAGUACACGCAUUUCAAAACCUGAAGACAGCAAAAUGCCUUUCUUUGGGAACGUGGGGUGUCCUCAUCUUUCUCGGAAUCCUUUUCGUGCUUCUAGUAAAUAUGGAAAACCAGUCGAACUCAGAAAGCUCUCACUUCUGCACAAAAGCUAGAAAUAAAACGAUAUACACAUUUUCUCACAUUGCUGCCACAAUCACAUUUUUCUGUGUGUUAGCUGGACUUUGUUUCUUCUACAGUCAAAUUUCACGGCAACUCCACCGGUCCCCUUCCACGCAGUCACUGAUCAAGCAGGCCAAAGCAAAGAACAACAUUCUCAUUUUGCUCGUGGUGUUUCUGGUUUGUUUUGUGCCCCACCACAUUGUAAGACUUCCGUACAUUUUGAGUCAAACCAACUUUACUGAAGACUGCUACCGACAAAACAUUUUGUACUAUGCCAAGGAAUCUUCCCUCUUGCUGUCAACACUUAAUGCAUGCUUCGAUCCAGUGAUCUAUUUUCUGUUUUGUAAAGCAUUCAGAUCAAAGCUGGGCCUUGAUAAAAAGACCAAGGAGUUUCAGCUCAAAAGAAGUUUCAGGUCCUGCUAACAAUUCACAAAUUGCACUCAAUCACUCCAGCUAUUCUCAUGUCAACAAUACGAGGAUCAGAGUUUAAUUCUGGGCUAAAUGUUAAGGAGAGGUAGAUGUACUGUAGCUUUGAGAGAGUUAUAAGCUAGCAGAACUACGUGACAGCACCGAGUGUUCUCAAUAAGGUAACAAUGUAACACUUGGUAAAAAGCUAGAUUGGCUGGGUUGCUUGUAAAUGACAAAACAGACUCGAAUUAGGCCAAUCAGUUUAAAUUAUACCCUGAAAAGUACCAAAAUUCCAAUCAAGUUUGAAUUUUAUAUAAUUUUAAAAGCCAAUGACACAAUCCAAUGCUUUGGGGGUAUAAGAGCAAGGAAAACUGAACAGUUGGGAUGUGAACUGCCGAGCCACCAGCAUGUAAAGACUGCCGAAAAAUAGCUCUCUUAAAGGCACCUUUAUCGACAGUAACCUGUGAAGCAGAAUCUCCAAAAAGAAGAAAAGAAGACAGGAAUACAGGGAAGAACCGAUAUCUGCCGGUUUUGAGAUAAGAAGCUUCGUAUUGUAAAUCGGGAUUUUUAUCGGACCAGUAUUGUAGAGGGGAAAGUAAAAGAUAGGUUAGAGAAAGGAGUUGUAAGUAGUUGUUAGUUAAUUAUUCUGGGUUAUACUUUAAGAAAUAAAGUUGUGAAUUUUUACUUUAAA